Gilbertella persicaria is the source of this 1538-nucleotide messenger RNA. RefSeq lists its product as uncharacterized. Gene Ontology annotation, biological process: mitochondrial seryl-tRNA aminoacylation. Gene Ontology annotation, molecular function: serine-tRNA ligase activity; ATP binding; tRNA binding. The record is from RefSeq and is a predicted model, not a curated record. The coding region runs from base 47 to 1246 and encodes 399 amino acids. Gene Ontology annotation, cellular component: mitochondrion. The transcript has a single exon. Lineage: Eukaryota; Fungi; Mucoromycota; Mucoromycetes; Mucorales; Choanephoraceae.
CCCCCCCCCUCUCCCUCCUCCUCCCCUUUUCUUUUUACAUGAAACCAUGUUAAGACAGUGUUGUCAUCUCCAACUUAAAAACAAGAUCAACAGAACUCUAUUGCCUAGACUUCGCUUUUCCUCUACAAAAGUAGACACUGAUAUCCACCGUAUUCCACCCCAACUCAACCUUCAAUAUUAUGCCAAUAACACAGAGACUAUAGCCAAUAACAUGAAGCUUCGAAACUAUGAGCCUGAAUCGGCUUUCCUCUUCAAAGAGCUUUACCAACAACAUCUGGAACUCAAACAAACUUCUGAAACGCUUAGAGAAGCACGCGAUCAAGUCAAUGCGCAGAUCAGAGAAGCAUCCACAAAAGCAGAGCGAGAUCAACACAUCAGUAAAGCCAAAGCAUGGAAAGAUCAGAUCCGUCAAGUAGAAGAAAAACUAGUGUCUGUAGAAGAAGCCAUGACAGCACAAGCUCUGCUAAUUCCAAACGAUACACAUGCGGAUACACCCUUAGGCCCUGAGACAAACGCUAAGAUCAUCAAGACAGUAGGUGAGCCACGCAUGUCAACGCUCCAAACGCCUUUGAUGGACCAUGUUGACAUUGCAGAAAAACUCGACAUGAUCGACUUUGAACAAGCUGCUUUAGUGACUGGUAGCAAAUUUUACUACUUGAAAAACUACGGUGCAUGGCUUGAAUUUGCCUUGAUCCAGUACGCUAUGCAUAAAGCCGCGUCCAAAGGAUUUACACCUGUGUUGGCACCUGAUAUGGUCCGUACUUCCAUUGCUUAUGGAUGUGGGUUCCAGCCACGCAAGAAAGAAGCCUCUCAGAUUUACAAUGUGACAACAGCCAGUACAACAAACACCACUGCACCUCCACUUUGCCUUGUAGGUACAGCCGAAAUUCCAUUAGCAGGCUUGUCAGCAAAGAAAAUGUUUAAAGAAGAUGAAUUGCCUAGACGCAUUGUGGGAUUCAGCCAUGCAUUCAGAGCAGAAGCAGGUCAUGGAUCAGCAGAAGAGCGUGGGUUGUAUCGUGUACACCAGUUUUCUAAAGUGGAGCUGUUUGCUGUCACUACACCUGAACAAAGUGAGGCCAUGAUGGAAGAAAUGCGCUCCUUACAAGAGGAGAUGUUUACCGAGUUGGGUCUCUGCUUUAGAAUUCUAGAUAUGCCUACAGAAGAAUUAGGAGCUAGUGCUUAUAGAAAAUAUGACAUGGAAGCUUGGAUGCCAGGAAAGAAUGGUUGGGGAGAGGUAACAGGAUAAUUAGUCCCAGUCAUGUUUCUCAUUCAAUUAGAUUUCUUCUACUUCAAAUUGUACAGACUAUCAAACACGUCGAUUAGAUGUUCGAUAUUUGUCAAAAGGCUUUAAAGAAAACGUAGGUCCUAAAGAUACUCGCGUGCCUUGGCAUAUUAAAGAGAACUGGGUGAAUUACUGUCAUACACUCAAUGGCACUGCUAUGGCAGUACCUCGUACCAUCAUUGCUCUCUUGGAAACACACCAAACACCUGAUGGUACAGUCAAUUUGCCUUUACCUCUUCGUAAAUGGAUUCCUGGU